GUUCUGGCAAGAGCACGCUCGCUUUCGAGUUAGAGCGCCGCUGUCGAGCCGCAGGCAUCGCUACCACGCUGGUGGAGCAGGAUUGGUACCGCCAGAGGAGUUGGGACAAUCGAACACCCGACGGCUUCAGGACCUGGGAGGGAAAGCAGUUUACCGACUGGGCGAAGCUGGAGGAGGCCGUGGAGGAGGCCGUGGCAUCAGCCCAGCGACAGGCUGACGUCAUCAUCGUAGAAGGCUACCUGCUCCUCGAUUGCACCCGCAGCCUUUUCGAGCGCUUCGACGGCUUCAUUUGGGUGGAGAGCACCAAAGCGCAGUGCCGAAAGCGUCGCUGGCAGGUGCCGCGAGAUUGGCCCGAUGCGGUCGCAUACGUCGAUCGCUGCGUUUGGCCCGUGCACGAGGAGUACGCUGCCCGUGUAUCGAAGCUUUGCCUCUUCGAUGCCGAAGACACUGCUGAUCUCAAACAUGGGCGGCUGCAGAAUUUGGUCCAGUCGCCAGCCCUCUGGAUGGCACCAGAGCAGGAUGCUGAGCAAAGGGCCGACAGAGCAUUUGAGUGGCUCCGUGCUUUCCAUCCACCCAAGACGGAGCCAGCCGAAGGGGAGCUUUGUUAG
Molecule: messenger RNA, 608 nt
Organism: Symbiodinium sp. CCMP2456
Lineage: Eukaryota; Dinophyceae; Suessiales; Symbiodiniaceae
Source: the annotation of a GenBank genome assembly